AUUAGAAGAAGCCGUGAAAUAGAAGAAGAUGCAUCCUUUCAACUCCAUCUACCAUCCCAUGGCUGUGUGCUGUGUGGCUCUUUCAAUUGUGAUGAUAGAAGCCAGAGACACAGUCUGCGGCUCGACUUUGAAGAUCCCCAGCAAAUAUCAUGAAACCAGGCCGAGACUCGCCGAUCUAAAUGGAAACAUCAACAAUCGCUCCCUCUCUCCCUGGACCUGGAAAUUAAACCAUGUGGAAAGCCGCAUCCCCAAGACGAUCACAGAGGCAGUUUGCAGCUUUAUGUACUGCCUAAACCCAAAAGCUAGGCCUGGAGUGGCCGAGCUGGAUGAUCGGUUCAACUCAGUACCGAUCCGUCAGAACAUGCUGGUGCUGAAUCACGUUAAGUCACUGAGCUGUUACCAGGCCUCGUUCAUUUCCAUCGUUGUCGGCUGCACUUGUGUAAAAGCAAAGACCAAAUAAUCUUAAUAUACCUUUUGUUGCAGCCAUGCAUGUUUAUGAAACUGUCACAUACGAUGGUCAGGAUUAUUGCAAUAAUGUGCAAUCAUAUUUCAGAUUUUUAAGCAUUGUAUUUUUUAGGUAGGUAACAGACAGACUAAUACAAUAUACUGUGCAUAUACACUAUAUAUAUACGCAUAUACUAUAAAUACCUUUUUAAUGCAGUACAAAGCAUCCUUAAUUGUUAUACUGACCAUUAUAAUGCCAUGCCCUUUUAUAAAUGGUUAUGGACAUGUUUAUAAUACUUUAUGAAUGCAUUUAUAAUGCCUCAUAAUGACUGCAGUGAU
Molecule: messenger RNA, 783 nt
Organism: Brienomyrus brachyistius
Lineage: Eukaryota; Metazoa; Chordata; Actinopteri; Osteoglossiformes; Mormyridae
Gene: il17a/f2
Product: interleukin 17a/f2
Exons: 3
Coding region: 29-460 (143 amino acids)
Biological process (GO): inflammatory response
Cellular component (GO): extracellular region
Molecular function (GO): cytokine activity
Source: RefSeq, a predicted model, not a curated record